This is a messenger RNA of Cottoperca gobio, 1709 nucleotides long. RefSeq names its product protein phosphatase 1 regulatory subunit 3C-B-like. The coding region runs from base 142 to 1215 and encodes 357 amino acids. The transcript is spliced from 3 exons. Gene Ontology annotation, cellular component: protein phosphatase type 1 complex. Gene Ontology annotation, biological process: regulation of glycogen biosynthetic process. NCBI's taxonomy places the organism in Eukaryota, Metazoa, Chordata, Actinopteri, Perciformes, Bovichtidae. Gene Ontology annotation, molecular function: protein phosphatase 1 binding; glycogen binding. The record is from RefSeq and is a predicted model, not a curated record.
CAGAGACGGACAAGAACCACUAUCCUCUCUUUCUUAUUUAUCUCUCAUUGAUUAAACAAGUGCUGGUUUCCAGCCUAUUAUUCUGAAUUUGCCGCAGCUCUCGAGACAAACACACUUGGAGUGUAACAUCUACGGUUAAAGAUGAAUUGUGCAAGAGUUCUCCAUGCCUUUGGGACUCACACCCAGCCAGCUGUGAUGCCAGUUGACCUCGCCAUGUGUCUGAGCCUCAGCCGCCGUCAACCUCUUUAUCAACUGCUGUCCAUGUCUCCUCUGAAAGCCACGCAGCGCCGUUAUCAGCCGACCGACUGUCCCCAGAGGACUGGCCUUCACUCUCCGCAUCCCUCCUCCUCUUCCCCCUUCUCUUCGUCCUCACCGCUGCCCUCCUCUCCUGUGUAUUCAGAGCCUCGGAGCUGCUUCCGCAGGGACAGCGGUGGUCUGAACAAGAAGCGUGUGGUCUUCGCCGACGCCAUGGGCUUGGCUCUCACUGCUGUACGGCUAUUUAUCCCCGAGCCCUCUCCCGCUGCUUCUACUCUGCUGAUGAAACCCUCCCUUGCCAAACUGCAAGGGCAACAGUCGACCUCAAACACUCUGCACCGCUACAAGUGGCGCCUCGGUUUCCCUCAACCGACUCUUGACGUCAAAGGCUUCCUCACACGUCUGCGAGACAUGCACGUGCAGUUGGAGAGCUGCAACAUUUCAGAACACACGUUGAGCGGCAAAGUGCGCGUGUCCCAUGUCAGCAUUGACGAGGCUGUGCAUAUAAGGGUGACCUUUGACUCUUGGCGAAGCCACCAUGACGUCCCCUGCACGUUCCUGCAGCAGCAGCGCUUUGGGGGUUCUGAUAUGGCUGUUUUUGCCUUUGACUUAAACUUGCCAAAGAACAUAGAUCCAAAGGAGCGAGUUGAGUUUUGUGUGUACUUCAAGCCUGGACCUGGUGCGACGCCACACUGGGACGACAACAGGGGGCAGAAUUACAGGGUGUGCGUGGAGAAAGAUGGAUCAAAUGGUAACCCAGGCGAUGCUUACCGUUGUUACCCCACACUUUCACAACAUCGGCCGCCAUUGUGGCCUUUGCAUGCGGCACUCAGUAUGCAGAACUCUGCCGAUCCACAGUAUCUUCAGAGAAGUUUAUCGGAGAGUGGAAAACUCUGUGUUCAACUAAGCAGAGAAAUGAGCUCACACCCUCUCAACAGAGCUAUUAGGAUAUGUAAAUAAUGUGAAUGAAUAUUAAUGAGAAAGUUAAGGCUUUUAAGGAUGCAUGGACUUUGUGAAAUCUCUAGUGUUGGAGGGUCUGAUGCCUUCAGCUCAUCUCAGGUCAUCUCACAGAAGUACGUGAAAUUACCACGACCUCAUAGCACCACAGUACUGCACAUAAUGUGUUCAAAUGACGUGCCGCCACAAAGGAAACAACUUAGGUUUAGUCAACAAUACUAAUUGGUUAGGAUUAGGAAAGAAAAGAUCAUGUUUUGGGUUCAAAUAAGUAUUUAUGGUUUGUAAAUGUACGUCAUUUAAAAUAAAUCAAUAUUGACUUUUGGUUCCACUUUGAGGAAAAAGAUUUAUUGUUGGACCUGGGAAUGUGUGUGUCCACGACAAAGGAUCCUAAUCUUCUUUUUAUUGGCAUUUCCAGUUUCUGUGGUGAUGUCAUGUAAUGUGUUAAAAUGACAUGCAGUGUUAAGAAGUGGUCAUUUCAUGUAUUUCUGGGAGAUCAC